Messenger RNA from Cariama cristata (Red-legged seriema), 630 nucleotides. RefSeq names its product nidogen-2-like. The record is from RefSeq and is a predicted model, not a curated record. NCBI's taxonomy places the organism in Eukaryota, Metazoa, Chordata, Aves, Cariamiformes, Cariamidae. The transcript is spliced from 4 exons. The annotation marks the transcript as partial.
GUCUCCCCAGCGUCGCACCGCCCAGUGUCCGGCCCUCGCCCCGGCCCGACGUGUCCCCACCAGCCACGGGAACCUUUCUGCUCUACGCUCAGGGACAGCAAAUCGGUUACCUCCCGCUCAACGGCACCCGGCUGCAGAAGGAGUCGGCGAAGACCCUGCUCUCCCUGCAUGGCUCCAUCGUGGUGGGGAUCGACUAUGACUGCCGGGAGAAGACGAUCUAUUGGACUGAUGUAGCCGGCCGGACCAUAAGCCGGGCGAGUCUGGAGCCAGGUGCUGAGCCGGAGACCGUUAUUAACUCAGGGCUCAUCAGCCCCGAGGGGCUGGCAGUGGACCACCUGCGCCGAGCCAUGUUCUGGACUGACAGCGGCCUGGAUAAGAUCGAGAGAGCCCGGCUGGAUGGCUCCGAGCGGCGAGUGCUCUUUGACACGGAGCUUGUCAACCCCCGGGCCAUCGCGGUGGACCCCGUCCGAGGCAACCUUUACUGGACGGACUGGAAUCGUGAAGCACCCAAAAUCGAAACUUCCACUGUCAACGGAGCCAACAGGAGGGUCCUGGUGAAUAAGGACAUCGGCUUGCCCAACGGCCUGACGUUUGACCCCUUCUCCAAGCUGCUCUGUUGGGCUGACGCAG